This is a messenger RNA of Triticum dicoccoides, 1869 nucleotides long. RefSeq names its product DIMBOA UDP-glucosyltransferase BX8-like. Gene Ontology annotation, molecular function: quercetin 3-O-glucosyltransferase activity; quercetin 7-O-glucosyltransferase activity. Lineage: Eukaryota; Viridiplantae; Streptophyta; Magnoliopsida; Poales; Poaceae. The transcript has a single exon. The record is from RefSeq and is a predicted model, not a curated record. The coding region runs from base 407 to 1747 and encodes 446 amino acids.
UUGCGCUCUCUCGAGAGAAAAAUCACCUACCAUUCCCUUUUCCAUCCUCUCCAUGGCGGGUACGGAUCUGGAUUCGCUGACUUAGCCACAGCAAGUCUCCGCUGACUUUGCCACAGGAUCAAGAAGCGAAGGCUGAGAUUUGCCAAAUCACUGUCCGCAAACACUGUUCACGUAAACCACUGUUCAUGCAAAUCACUAUUGACCAUACUGUAGCAUCCGAUUUUUCAAUCCGACGGACGAGACUGGGCAAAGGUAGUGGUACUGUAGCUUCGCUACCUUUGCCACGGCAAGUCAGCGAAUCUGAAUCGGGCGGGUACAGCUACAUGCGUUCUUGUCCAUUGCUAGCAAAAUAAAAGCCGAAGUUCCCCAAGGCUAUAUACUGUGAUUCCUGUGGCUCACAGAAGCAAUGGCGCCAUGCGAUGCAGCUGUCCGGCGCCGCGUGGUCCUUUUCCCGCUGCCCUACCUUGGCCACAUGAUCCCCAUGCUCCGGCUUGCCGCGGCGCUGCACGCCGGCGGCCACGCCAUCACCGUGCUCCACACGGAACUCCACGCGCCGGACCCGGCGUGCUACCCUGCGGACUACCGCUUCGUGGCCGUGGCCGCCCCCGACCUCCCCGCCGCGUCAGAGGACAUCGCGGCGUUCCUGGCGGCGCUCAAUGCCUCCUGCGGGGCCGCCUUCAAGGACCGGCUGGCCGCGCUCCUCGCCGAGGGGGGCGUCCGCUGCGUGGUCACCGACGUGGUGUGGUUCUCGGCGCAGGCGGCAGCGAGGGACCUCGGCGUGCCGGCGCUGGCGCUCAUGACGAGCAGCGCGGCCAGCUUCCGGACCUUCAUGGCCUACCCGGCGCUGCUCGCCAAAGGCCACCUGCCAUACGACGAGUCGCGGGCGGACGCUCCCGUGGAGGAGCUGCCACCGUUCCGGGUGAGAGACCUGCAGCGGAUCGACGCGAGCAGCCUCGAUACCUUCGCCGGCCUGCUCGAGCGGUUCGUCGACGCGGCGAGGCGAUCGUCGGGCCUCAUCGUCAACACCUUCGACGCGAUCGAGGGGCCCGAGGUCGGCGACAUCCGCGACGGCCUUUCCCUGCCGGUGUUCCCCGUCGGCCCCCUCAACAGAUUCUCGCCGCCGCCGCCCCAAGAAGGCUCCUCCAGCUGCCUGGACUGGCUGGACAACCAGUCGCCGGGAUCCGUCCUGUUCGUGAGCCUCGGGACCGUCGCCAGCGUCGACGCCCACGAGCUAGCGGAGCUGGCCUGGGCUUUAGCCGAGGCCGGCCGUCCGUUCGUGUGGGUGGUCCGGCCAGGCAUGGUCCGCGGGCGUCCAUCGUGCCCGCUCGAGCUGCCCGGCGACCUGGCGGAGCAGAUAGGCGACCGAGGGAUGGUCGUCCCUUGGGCCCCUCAGGAGAAGGUGCUCGGCCACGCCGCCGUGGGCGCCUUCCUGACGCACAGCGGGUGGAACUCGACGGUGGAGGCGCUGUCGGAGGGCGUGCCGAUGGCCUGCCUGCCGUGCUUCGGCGACCAGUUCGGGACGGCGAGGUACGCGUGCGCCGUGUGGAAGGUGGGGGUGGAGGUGGGGAGGCUCGAGCGGGGGGGCGUCCGGGCCGCCAUUGACAGGUUAAUGGGCCCUGGCAUUGAAGGGGAGGAGAUCAGAGAGAGGGCCCGAGAUCUCAAGGGCAAGGUGGGACGGUGCGUUGGAGAAGGGGGCUCCUCGCACAUGGCGUUGCUCGGCUUGCUGGAACGAAUCGCUUCAUUCUGAUGAAAGUUGUGGUCGCAGCUGCAAUCCUGCCCAUCCGUGAUGCAUAGGAUUUGUGUCCAGCAGUGUUAUGCAAUGUAUCUAUCUAUACUACUUAUAAAAGAGCAAACAUUAUCUUUUCUAAA